AUGACCUACCACAAGCGGCCCCUCCUGCACCUCCUCAACGAGAGGCUGGGCGUGGGGCUGACGGAGGCGGAGGUCCUGAAGAUAUUCUGCGAUGUGUGCGAUGCUGUGGCCCACCUCCAUCAUGCCAGCCCGCCCAUCAUCCACAGGGACCUUAAGGUUGAGAACAUCCUGUGCGGCAGUGAAGGCUACGUGCUGUGCGACUUCGGGUCAGCAACAAGCGAGGCGGUGCGGCCGCUGCAGUGCGGGGUGCCUGCUGUGGAGGAGGACCUGGCCCGCUACACCACACUUGCUUACCGCGCCCCUGAGAUGGUUGAUCUAUACGCCGGGCACACCAUAUCCACCAAGGCUGAUAUAUGGGCACUGGGGUGUCUGCUCUACAAGCUCUGCUUCUUCUCCCUACCAUUCGGGGAGUCAGCGCUGGCCAUCACGUCGGGGAGCUUCAGCUUCCCCAGCGACAGCCCCGUCAAAUAUUCCCCCCAACUCCUCGCCCUCAUCCGCUACCUGCUGACGCCGGCCCCCGACGCGAGACCCGACAUCUUCCAAGCGGCGGGAGUGGCGGCGAGACUGGCGGGCGUCCCGAGCUUCGUUACCGCCAACCCCGCCGUCAGUUCUGAGUCUGGCGGGCCGUGGGAGUCUGCUGAGUGGCGGGAACCUGGGGCGUUGUGA
This is a messenger RNA of Hyalella azteca, 666 nucleotides long. RefSeq names its product AP2-associated protein kinase 1. The record is from RefSeq and is a predicted model, not a curated record. Gene Ontology annotation, molecular function: protein serine/threonine kinase activity; ATP binding; AP-2 adaptor complex binding. The coding region runs from base 1 to 666 and encodes 221 amino acids. NCBI's taxonomy places the organism in Eukaryota, Metazoa, Arthropoda, Malacostraca, Amphipoda, Hyalellidae. The transcript is spliced from 5 exons. Gene Ontology annotation, biological process: positive regulation of Notch signaling pathway; protein phosphorylation; regulation of clathrin-dependent endocytosis. Gene Ontology annotation, cellular component: cytoplasm.